Molecule: messenger RNA, 493 nt
Organism: Acyrthosiphon pisum (pea aphid)
Lineage: Eukaryota; Metazoa; Arthropoda; Insecta; Hemiptera; Aphididae
Exons: 1
Coding region: 59-493 (144 amino acids)
Source: RefSeq, a predicted model, not a curated record
UGAUUUAGAAGAUGAGGACAUUUUAUUGCAAAAUAAUUGGUCUCAAUACAAUCCUGCCAUGAUGAAGACUCAGAUAUCCGCUGCUCUUCGCCAGCCUCCAAAAGCAUCCCUACCAAUACCCUCCACUUCAAAAAUGUCAACUAAUAUAACUAAUGCUAAUAUGUCAGAGGACAUUCAGCCCAUAACUGUAUUAACUCCCCCAAAAGAUGUAGAUGGCAAAAAAGGAGUGUCACGAAGAAGACCAGUUCUGAACACCACAUUAGCUUCCGAAACAUUUUUGGAAGCCAAAAAAUUAUCUCUUGAUGCAAUGAGUAGGGAUGCUGUAGAAGAGUUCAAAGUGCAGAUGAAAAUCUUAAAAUUAAAGUUACUACAAGAGGAAGAAAAAUUAAAACAAGAAAAAAUGAAGACUGAAAUACUGAAACUCCAGAUCCAGCGUGAGACUGGAACAGAAUGGGUAUUUGACAGAAAUAAUGAGACUGAUAACAUAGACUGA